Messenger RNA from Amphimedon queenslandica, 1533 nucleotides. Its product is annotated as probable G-protein coupled receptor 101. The coding region runs from base 427 to 1155 and encodes 242 amino acids. Lineage: Eukaryota; Metazoa; Porifera; Demospongiae; Haplosclerida; Niphatidae. Gene Ontology annotation, molecular function: G protein-coupled receptor activity. The record is from RefSeq and is a predicted model, not a curated record. Gene Ontology annotation, cellular component: membrane. The transcript has a single exon. Gene Ontology annotation, biological process: G protein-coupled receptor signaling pathway.
AUGAUGAAACUUGAUUCAUGAAGUGCUAAUUUGCAAUCUUUUCCUGGGCUUAUGCUGCUCUUGGAAUGCUAAUAUUAGUACAGUAUGUUGUGUUAAUUUUAACACUUGGAAUGUUGAUUCCAACUUCCAUGUGUGUCUGUAAUUUACAAUAAAUUUAUCUUACUGAUCAUUCAACAUAUAAUACAUAGUAAGCAUGCAUUGUGGUGGCUCUUGUUGUGUUAAUUAGUUGAUACACAUUUCAGUAUUCAUGCAGUUUAUCAUAGUGGUAAAGAAUCUCUACACAAGAUUCCUAUCACACCAUUAUUAGCACAUUAUUACAAAUAGACUAAAUACGUAGACAGUGGCUUUUAACUGGAGCUAGCUAUUGUUGACAAAAUCAUUCAAAGAACUGAUAACUGACUGUAGUAACUGCCCUAUAUCUUAAAAAUGCAUUUCCAUACUGAUGGUAACUAUUCUUUUCCUGAAGACUUCAAUGGGCCAUUGAUAGCAGCUGCACUUACUGUUGAAUUCAUAGGAGCAUUGGUUGCUAAUGGUAUUGUCCUCAUUGCUACUCUUAUUCAAUAUAAAUCCUUAAAGGUUUUAUCUACAAUGCUCUUUACUUCACUCAUUAUCAUACACCUUAUAAUAUCUGUCCUGUUUAUUCUGCUUUGGAUCAUAUCAGCAGCAAGUGAAGAAUGGAUCUAUGGAACAACAAUAGAACAAAAAAUAGCAGCUUGUACAUUUCAUGGUUGUGUCCUCAACUAUGGAAUAUGGAUUAUUUUUGGUACAAUAACUGCUAUGUCUGUUGAUCACUGUAUCUUUAUUGUCAAACCUAACUUUUAUAAAAGAUUUAUGAAACCAAAGGUAACUCUGACCUUAAUUGCUUUGAUUUGGGUAGUAGCUCUAAUUCUUGAUACUGCACCACUUUAUGGUUUUGGAGAGGUUGCAUAUGAAGAAUAUGGAGCUUGUGUACCACGAUUUGAAGGUGAAAUCACUUACGUUGUCAUCACAAUGACACUUGUCAUCAUGCAAAUAUGUAUCAUCAUUGUCACCUCAACUUGGAUCUAUUGCUUCACUCAUAAGUUCAUUCAAGAACACUCUCAACUAGCAGAUGAUGUCUACGUGUCUAGGAACAGAAGAUUGGUUGGUAUAUUUUGUGCCAUGCUCAUUGGAUAGAUAAUCUGCUUCCUUCCUCCUGUGGUUGUUACUUUUUUGAGUCAAAUUUUUGAUUUAACAUGGAAACAUUAUAUAGCUGGACUUAUCCUUUUCUUAAUGGUGAAUAUUGUCAACCCAGUUAUCCAGUCAUACUUCAGGCCUGAUAUAAAGGAGGUACUAGUUAAAUUUUAUCGUAAAAUUCGAAAGCAGAGUUCAUCCAAUAAUGCAAUAGUACCCAUGCAAGUUUUGCCGAUUUCUAGUAAUACGGAAACAUUGUGAUCAAGAAAGAAGAAUUUAGUUCACAUUACAAUAGUUAUUUUAGUACAGUGACAUGUUUUGUUAUGUCAAUUUUUCACUUGGAAUGCUAAUUCCAAGUUUGUUUGUAUCUUGAAAUACUAA